Molecule: messenger RNA, 3762 nt
Organism: Trichoderma gamsii
Lineage: Eukaryota; Fungi; Ascomycota; Sordariomycetes; Hypocreales; Hypocreaceae
Exons: 3
Coding region: 1-3762 (1253 amino acids)
Biological process (GO): double-strand break repair via homologous recombination
Cellular component (GO): cytoplasm; nucleus; chromosome
Molecular function (GO): 3'-5' DNA helicase activity; nucleic acid binding; ATP binding
Source: RefSeq, a predicted model, not a curated record
AUGUCGGUUGAGCUCCCCAGUGAUUACAGUCUGCCCAUUAGCUGCUUACAGAGCUUUCGAGGAUACAGCUGUAACGCAUGCCCGUAUCGGACAAUAAAUAAGAAGAACGCUGCCACUCAUCAGACUCGGAGCAAGCAUAAGCUUAGCCCAGGCGAAAAAGGGUGGAAAGCUGUUACACUGCAAACAUUUUCGCGGGGUGGGAGAUCCAGGUAUUGGAUCGUUGACAUAAAUAGCCAGCAUAAUGGUAUGAUUCGCAGCUGCGACAUCAUAAGCCCAGCUAACACAGAGACAGGCGAUAAUAGUAGCGACGAUGACAGUAAUGAUAUCACUGCGCUAGUGAAAAUGGCCGAGGUUUGCGAGCUAGGCAUAAUGGAAGAAGAGAAGAAAGGACGGCAGCUUGUCGAGACGCCAGGCGGGGUGAAUACGGAUUCAAGAUGGGUCAAGUUUAUGAAACUUGCUCAUCAUCUAAAAGAGAAGAACCGGAAGAUGCUCUACGAGACAGCUGCAUCGGCAGCCACGAAAGCAGUUGAAAAACGGUGGUAUCAGCAAGAGGCGAUCAAGGCAAAUCGACGGCUCCGGCAGCUCGGCGCCAGCUUCGACCGGGUUCUUACAAGAUGUACGAAGCGGCUCGACAGAGUGCCGGACCAGACGCUGAAGUGGCUCAGCAGCAUUGACGCAACGAAGGCAUCGAGCGAGCCGUUUAGCAGGAACCAAGAGGCCGCAACGACAGAGCGAUACAGCUCAUACUGGAGGCGGUAUCUCUGCUACUGCGUCCGGGUCCGGCCACUGGGGCGCUCCAAGGCUAAAGCCGAGCAUGGGAUUCGGUUUACGCGUCUGCAGUGGGACGGACUUGGAGAGGUCGUUCGACGGCUGGAUAGUUUCGUAGCGAUCGCCAAAGAAGACGGCCCGGGAGAGGAUGACGGCGGGGAGGAGACGCCGGAGAAGGACGCUCUCGACGAGGCCGUCUUUGAAUACUGCAUCAGCUCGAUCAAGCAACGGUUGGGCAAGAAACAGUACCGAAACCCGCUCUUGCACUUCAUAGCAGUGCUUGGCAUCGAUCGAUCGGCCGAGUCGUGGAUCCCGUCGCACUCGCACACCCGCUUCAUGGCCGGCUUUCUCUACUGUGGACGAAUCUUGAUGCUGGAGCACUUCUUCGAGGGCGACACCGGCGAGUCAGACAAUUCAGGCGGAUCGGACAGCUCAGACGGAGAAUCAGACUGCGAGGUUAGUUUCAAGGCCAUAGAUCGCUUCCACGAGGGACACCACCAGUGGCUAGUAGACGGCUCGUACACGCCGUUCGGCUCGAUCAUACAGUGGAUGACGUACGGGAGAGGCUAUCGAAAGCGCGAGGUCGGGCUGGCCCGACUGGCGUGGGAGAGCGAUGGCAAGACGCUAAGCUAUCACGGAGACCGAAUCAACGUAGGCAAGUUUCAAUAUACAGCCCGGGCCGCCGUCACCGAUACGGAAGCGCUGCUCAAUAGUCUCAUGUCUGGCCAGUGGGGUCAGAUCAAGGAGACGAUUCGUCUGCGAAACAUCGUCGACAGCUUAGUGUAUGAAGGGCCGGGAAGGUCGUUUGUCAACAACCGAAAGAACGCGUGGCUCAAGCCGGGAUCUGGUCAGAUGACGAGAAUCGUCGGCGAGACGCUCUGGAAGAGGGUGAAGGAUGGGAACGGAAAGACGCGGCACGAGUGCAGGCGGCAAAAGGUAGAAGAGUUUCUUACACUUCUCAAGCAAUUCAGGGGCAGUUUCAUCAGGGCAGUGCACAUCUGGAGCGGACAGCCGGGGCGAGGGCCGGAGAUGACGACGAUUAAGCACUGCGACACGGAGGAGCUGCCGAAGAACGUGUUUGUGUUUGACGGGCAGGUCAUGAUCGUCACGGACCGCGACAAGAGCAAGAGACUGACAGGCCGCGGCCGCAUGGUGGCGCGGUUCUUGCCGGGGCACUUGAGCCGGAUCAUGGUGGCAUACGUCGCAUGGCUGCUGCCGUUCGAGAAGGUGCUGCAUAAGCUAUCCGGCAUACGGGGGCCGGGCGAGGGGCUGGAGCCGUGGAUCUGGAAGACGGCCGCACACGGGCUCUGGGAUACAGAGCGUCUAAGCAAGGACUUGUGUUUGCUGACGGGGUUACAUCUCGGUGUAGAGCUCGGAGUGUCGAACUACCGGCACGUGGCUAUCGAGUUUGGGCGCCGAAUCAAGGGUCUGGUGAUCCGGCAGCUCGAGCUCGAUGGCGUCGAGGCGGGAGACAGCGACGGCGAUGGACAUCAUGACGAAUUGACGGGGGAAUCGCGCAAGCAGCAGCGGGUCGAAUACGUCUGGGAUCUGCAGGCAACGCACGGCAGUCUCGUGGCUCGCAACCACUACGCGAUCAACAUGCUCUACCCGAAUCAGCUGCAGCCGGAGAUGAUUUCGAACUUUCAAGAGAUCAGCAGGCUGUGGCAUGGAUUUCUCGAGCGCGGGGACGGAGAGUUCGGGCAGAAGCGAGCACUGGACGAGGACGAAGACGAAGGGCCCCAGCAAGCGGCGAAACGAAGGCGGGUGCGGCCGCCACGGGGUAGCAGCCGCGUUCUACAAGAAGCUCUCGGGCAACUGGGACAGAUACAACAGACGUUGCAGUCACUGCUGCACGAGGCAGAUGGCAGUCCGCGGCAGGGCCGUCGACGAAAAACAGCUCCGGCCAGAGCGGCUGACGAGGCUGACGAGGUUGACGACGGUGACGAGGGCGAUGAUGCAGUCAGCGAUGAAAGGACCGAGAGCGGGCUAAAGAAGAUGCUCGGCGAGAGCGCGGGAUGGAAAUCUCCAGAACAGCGCGAGGGUAUGCGUCGGAUCAUGAGGAUGCAGAACAACGGCAUACGGAGCAAGAUGCUGAUCAUAGUGCUCCCGACAGGUGGCGGCAAGAGCAUAUUUUUCUAUCUGCCGUCUCUCAUCGACGGCGAGAAAGGACCGGGCGGAAAGACAAACGUCGUUGUCGUCCCGUUCAUCGCGCUGGCGGACGACUUGGUCGCGCGAGGUCGCGAGUUUGGGGUUGACUGCAUGCAAUGGCGCAGCGACAUGGAGGAGGUGCGCGACGAACGGCAGAGGGACGCGAGUCUCGUGGUGGUCAGCGCAGACGUUGCCGUCUGCGACGGCUUCACGUCAUAUCUGGAUAGCAUUCGGGGCAGGGGCUUGCUGGGAACAAUCUUCUUGGACGAGUGUCACACAAUCAUCAUGGACAUAUGGCUGUCCGAUGGUGAUGCUGACGGCGACAUUGCCGGUGUCGAUGGAGGGCUGGUUCCGGGAGCGGAUGCUGGCGAAGGAAGCCGAUAUCAUCCGGGGUCUGACGGCAAGGAUGAACAUCCGCUACAGGGUAAGAAGGGUGAAGGCAAGGAGCCGGAGCAGCGUCGAAGACGGGGUUGUGGACGAGAUGGAGCGGUCGGGGAAGCGGAUGGCGGGCGGGCAGAAAGGGGUCGUAUACUGCCGGUCAAUCAAGGAGUGCGAGAGGCUGGCGGCACGAGCCGGGUGCGGGCACUAUCACGGGCGGAUGGCAAGCGCCGACAAGGCGGCAGCACUUCAGACAUGGUGCAACGGCGAAGGAGGGCAGCGCUGGAUCGCGGCGACGACUGGGCUCGGGACGGGAGUCGACAUAAAAGAGGUCGUUGCAAUAAUUCACAUGCGGCAGCCGUACGGAAUGGUGGACUUUGGGCAGCAAACGGGGCGAGGGGGGCGGCAGAGAGGCGAGGUGGUCGACUCGGUGAUUGUAACGGACGGGGCAGCGGCGUGGUACGAUGA